CAUCGGUUGGUGGAUCGUAAAGCUUGCAAGUCCCCAUGCACGGAGCACACGGUGUAUAUAUACAUAUACAGAUAUACUCCUAGCAGAGAGUGAAGCAAGGAGCAUCCACACACACACCCCACCCCUCCCCCCUUCCCCCAGAUCGGACACAUUUUGGGGUCUGCGCCGGCACUGCAAGCAGGAGCGAUGGCUGGAGUGCCGAUGCUGAUCGAAAAAUUCUUGCCGCCAGUGCAGUUACUGCUGCUCGUUAGCCUUGUGCUUCAAGUCAUCCUCUUCCUCUGCGCCAGGGUACGUCGGAUUGAUACCUCCGACAGCUGGCUGCGGUGGCUACUCCUCUGGCUGGCGUACAAUUCCGCCGAUACCUUUUCCACAUUUACCAUGUCCCGAUUGGGGUUCGCCAAAAGUAACCACCCACUUGUCCUGCUAUGGGCACCAUUCCUUUUGCUGCACCUUGCCGGUCCAGACAACAUCGCGGCCUAUGCAUUGCAAGACAACCAACUCUGGCUUCGCAGCCUGCUAACAUCUAUCUCCCGGGUCAUCGGAGGAGCCUAUUUCCUUUACGUAAAUGGAGAUGGCAGCGGGAAUUUUGUUCUGCCUGCCUCCUGGAUGAUGUUUGGUGUGGGUGCUGUUAAGUACUUAGAGAGGUGGUUGGCACUGCAGCGAGGCAACCUCGACAGCAUCCGAGACUCGGUUAAAAAGGACCAAUUCACUAUGCAUCGUCAUGCUCACCCACAAGACAUAGAGUUGAACAACAAGGGAUAUUUGGACGAGGAAUCCCAUCUGCGACGAGCUCACUUGUUGAUCGACGUUUGCAAACGUGCGAUAGUUGGUUCUUCAGAAAAGAACCAAGACAUGGAUAUAAUGUUGAGGAAAGUCGAAUACUGGACACUUGUAGAGAUGGAGCUCUCCAUAAUGUAUGAGAUCUUGUACACCAAGGCGGCUGUGAUUCACACGUGGCACGGUUACUCCAUCCGUGUCUUGUCGCCACUCGCCAUUUUAACCUCGCUGCUGCUGUAUCAGUUCAGUGGAGAAGCAGACUGGCACAGAGGACUACUUGACACUGCUGUCACAUACGUUUUGUUUGUCGCUGCCUUGUCCAUGGAGUCAAUUUCCCUGCUGAACACGCUGGGGUCCUCAUGGAUGUUUGCAUACCUGACUUCCACUGAAUUCUCAUGGCUUAGAUACAAAGUCCUGCGUAAUAGGAAAUGGCACUUGCUUCGGAAUCAGAUUGUUUCUAUCAGCCGUCUUGUCACUUGUGGACGAAGCAGGUACCAAGCAAGGAGGUGGUCUGGCAACAUGGGACAGUACAACAUGCUGCACUUUUGCACUCGCCCUGACACUCUCCUCAUCGGCCGUCCUCUGCUCGGCACGCUGUUCGAGCUGGUGGGACUCGAAGAGUUGUGGAACAGGAAGCAUUUCUCCGGGACCAUUAAUUCUUUGCACCAUGGCUCAAUCCAAUGGUGUAUCGGUCGACACGCUCAGCUGCUGUACACGGAAGAGGGAUUAAACACACUGGGAAUGGUCAUACGUCCCUGGGCCAUGACAGCACUGUCACGUCAUAACCUGGAAGUGAAUUUCAAAGGGUACCUUGGCGUUGAGUUUCAGGAGGGCGUCAUCAUAUUGCACAUCGCCACGGAUAUUUUCCUGGCCGAGUGCAAGAGUGCCAACCGCAAGGGGGAUCAUCUUGCGAAGGAGAUCAAGGCGCUGUCCAAUUACAUGAUGUACCUUCUUGUAGAACUCCCUGACAUGCUGCCAGGCAUCGCCCAAAGAAAGUUGUACGAACGGAUCUGUGACGCUCUCACGAAGGACGUGAGCAAUCGCCCAAGAAGUAUUUGUGCGUUGCUCAGGAGUUUGUUCCGCUACCACGAUGACCCAGCUGGCUCUAAUUCCAGGGCCGACGACAGUAAGAUGCUUGCCGAAAAGUUAUACCUUACAAAUAAAGGUCAAGAGUUCAUCUUCGAGACUGAUCAACUUACCUAUUCAGUUAGAGUUGCCGAAGAACUGCUGAAAUAUCAGAAGGAACAUGGUCCUAUUAAGUCGUUGGAUCUGUUGCUUGAAGUGUGGGCGGACAUGCUCGUCUAUGCAGGGAACAAAUGCAGCAGGGAGUCACAUGCAAAACAGCUCGGCAGUGGCGGCGAGUUGACAACCAUCGCGUGGCUAUUCCUGGAACAGUUCCACCAAGUUGGACGCGAGUACGACGGCCACAUAUAGGUUCCGCUGAUGAUGAUUAGAGUACAGAGCCAAAUCCUUGUUUUGAUUACUUCUAGCCAUAUUGGAUUGUAUGUUGUUACUAAUAUAAGUUUGGCGCGUUUCAUUGA
This is a messenger RNA of Brachypodium distachyon (stiff brome), 2318 nucleotides long. RefSeq lists its product as uncharacterized. The transcript has 2 exons. The coding region runs from base 187 to 2211 and encodes 674 amino acids. Lineage: Eukaryota; Viridiplantae; Streptophyta; Magnoliopsida; Poales; Poaceae. The record is from RefSeq and is a predicted model, not a curated record.